Nomascus leucogenys (northern white-cheeked gibbon) is the source of this 2447-nucleotide messenger RNA. It is a transcript of the gene LRRC31, whose product is annotated as leucine rich repeat containing 31. Gene Ontology annotation, molecular function: protein binding. The record is from RefSeq and is a predicted model, not a curated record. Lineage: Eukaryota; Metazoa; Chordata; Mammalia; Primates; Hylobatidae.
CAGAAAACAACAGGAAGAUAUCUUAGUGGGAACUACCCCCAUCAACUUCACCAUGAGUCAAACAAGGAAGAAAACUUCCUCAGAAGGAGAAACUAAGCCCCAGACUUCAAUUGUCAACAAAUUUCUCAGGGGCUCCAAAGCUGAAAGCAGAAAACAGAACAAUGACCUUAAAACAACUGAUUCCCAACCCAGCGACUGGAUACAGAAGACAGCUACCUCAGAGACUGCUAAGCCUCUCAGUUCAGAAAUGGAAUUGAGAUCCAGUAUGGAGAAAAAUGAUCAGUUCCUGCAGAAGCUGGGCAAAAAGGCUGUCAACAGGUGUCUAGAUUUGAAUAACCGUGGAUUAACAACAGCGGACAUGAAAGAAAUGGUUGCCUUGCUGCCUUUUCUCCCAGACUUGGAAGAACUGGAUAUCUCCUGGAAUGAUUUUGUAGGUGGAACCCUCCAUUCCAUUACUCAGCAAAUGCAUCUGGUCAGCAAGUUAAAAAUCUUGAGGCUGGGUAGCUGCAGACUUACCACUGACGAUGUUCAAGCACUGGGAGAAGCACUUGAGAUGAUUCCUGAACUUGAAGAGCUAAAUUUGUCUUGGAACAGUAAAGUGGGAGGAAAUUUGCCUCUGAUCCUUCAGAAGUUCCAAAAAGGGAGCAAGAUACAAAUGAUUGAGCUUGUGGAUUGCUCCCUCACGUCAGAAGAUGGGACAUUUCUGGGUCAACUUCUACCUAUGCUGCAAAGUCUUGAAGUACUUGAUCUUUCCAUUAACCGAGACAUUGUUGGCAGUCUGAACAGUAUUGCUCAGGGAUUAAAAAGCACCUCAAAUCUGAAAGUACUGAAGUUACAUUCAUGUGGAUUAUCACAAAAGAGUAUCAAAAUAUUGGAUGCUGCUUUUAGGUAUUUGGGUGAGCUGAGGAAAUUAGAUCUUUCCUGCAAUAAGGAUCUAAGUGGAGGUUUUGAAGACUUGCCGGCUCAGUUGGUCAUGCUAAAGCAUCUGCAAGUCCUAGAUCUUCACCAGUGCUCACUAACAGCAGAUGACGUGAUGUCACUGACUCAGGUCAUUCCUUUACUCUCAAAUCUUCAAGAAUUGGAUUUAUCAGCCAACAAAAAGAUGGGCAGUUCUUCUGAAAACUUACUCAGCAGGCUCCGAUUUUUACCUGCACUGAAGUCAUUAGUUAUCAACAACUGUGCUUUGGAGAGGGAGACUUUUACAGCUCUCGCUGAAGCCUCUGUUCACCUCUCUGCUCUGGAAGUAUUCAACCUUUCUUGGAACAAGUGUGUUGGUGGCAACUUAAAGCUGCUUCUGGAAACACUAAAGCUUUCCAUGUCUCUUCAAGUGCUGAGGCUGAGCAGCUGUUCCCUGGUGACAGACGACGUGGCUCUCCUGGCAUCGGUCAUACAGAUGGGUCAUCUGGCCAAACUGCGAAAGCUGGACCUGAGCUACAAUGACAGCAUCUGUGAUGCAGGGUGGACCAUGUUCUGCCAAAACGUGCGGCUCCUCAAAGAGCUAAUCGAGCUGGAUAUUAGCCUUCGACCAUCAAAUUUUCGAGAUUGUGGACAAUGGUUUAGACACUUGUUAUAUGCUGUGACCAAACUUCCUCAGAUCACUGAGAUAGGAAUGAAAAGAUGGAUUCUCCCAGCUUCACAGGAGGAAGAACUAGAAUGCUUUGACCAAGAUAAAAAAAGAAGCAUUCACUUUGACCAUGGUGGGUUUCAGUAAACUGAUUUCCCAUGUCCUACUAAGCUACAAACCAUUCUCCAAAGGAAAAGAACCUAAACGAAUUCCAGAGUCAUGAACUGAAUUUCAACUUCUGGGCCGUUUAAUGGGACUUGUAUUACAAGAGCUUUGUAAAUAUAUGUAUAUUUAUAAUAUCUAAUAUGAGCAUGCCAUUAUUCUCUGUCUUAUGAAACAAAAAUGGCAUUCUUCAAUGGAUUUGUUGUGGAUAUAUAAUUAGUUCAUUUGCUAUUUAGAAGCCUUGCCAAAAGUGUUUAGAUUUCGGUACUGCAACUGCUUUUCUCUUGCCCAGAAAUGUUUUGCCUCUUCUUUUCCUACAAGUUAAAUGUUCUAAAUAUAAUGGGGUGUGUGUGUGUGUGUGUGUGGGUGUGUAAUUCUAAUGUGAAAGGCACUAGCUGUCUAAUAGUUUCAUGUAUCAUUACUAUUACUAUAUGUAUCUUAAUGUGGUCUAUGUAGGUUUUUAUCAGAAAGUGUACCCUUCUAUGGUUUAUUAUUUUAUAUUCUGGUGCCUUUUAUCUCAGAUACAAACCAUGAACAGUAAUGAUAGUCACUGACAUAUACAUCUUAGUAAAAAGUGAUUAAAAAUUUAAAACCCAGUAUGAAAAACACAUCUUGUUAGAAUAAAUUAAAACCUUUUAUUGUUUAAAAAAAAUUGUUAACAUAUUGCCUCCAGGCAUUUCUUUGAAAUGGAAUUUGCCUCAUAAAACUAAUUUAGUUCAUU